GAGCAGGAGGCGGCGGCGAUAAUCCGCCUGCUGCAGCUCCGGUCCAGCCGUCCUCAGAGCUGCGCGCAGCGGGCGUCGGGUCGUCAUGGAGCCGCUCAGUCUCCGCCUGUUCCACCUUCCAGAAUCUCUGUGGACACACAAAGAAUGAAAACAUCGACAUUCGAGUUUGGGACUAACGAAGGCCGCCGCUGUCUUUGUUCCUGUCGUUAUCGGGGCUUUGCGCAUCUUGAGCGGUGCGCUGCGCCGUCCGAUGCCGGGAGCGCAGCGCUUUGGAUGUUUCUGCAGCUUCCUUUUGGCUCAGUAAGGAUCAGUUUGGGAGUGUUUGCUCACCAUCCAUCAGGAUUAUGAUUUUCUCGGAGAUGAGCACGGGGACCAACUCUCCAAAGGUGCACCCACCAAACGGGACCAGGUUUUACACGUUCCAGGAGUUCGCGGUGCUGACAAAGGAGCUGAACGCCUGCAGGGAGCAGCUGCUGGAAAAGGAGGAGGAGAUCUCUGAGCUGAAAGCCGAGAGGAAUAACACCAGGCUGCUGUUGGAGCAUCUGGAGUGUCUCGUGUCCAGACACGAGCGGUCGCUGCGUAUGACGGUGGUGAAGCGACAGGCACAGUCUCCGUCUGGAGUCUCCAGUGAGGUUGAAGUUCUCAAAGCGCUCAAGUCUUUGUUUGAACACCAUAAAGCUCUAGAUGAGAAGGUACGAGAGAGACUACGAGUGUCCCUGGAGAGAGUGUCGGCCUUGGAGGAGGAGCUUACAGCUGCCAAUCAGGAGAUUGUGGCCUUACGGGAGCAGAAUGCUCACAUUCAGAGGAAAGUUGCAUCCGGAGAGGGUGGUGAGGACAUCCUGGACGGCAGCGAAGCUCAGCAGAAGGUCCACGGCAAGCGUCUGUCUAACGGCUCUCUGGAGUCGGCCCACGAGGCCAGCCAGGUGGUGGAGCUCCAGGACCUGCUGGAGAAGCAGAACUACGAGCUGGCCCAGAUGAAGGAGCGCAUGUCCUCCCUCUCCUCCCGGGUGUCUGAGGUGGAGCAAGAGCUGGAGACGGCCCGCAAAGACCUGAUCAAGUCUGAGGAAAUGAACAACAAGUACCAGAGGGACAUCAAAGAGGCGAUGUGUCAGAAGGAGGACAUGGAGGAGCGGAUCGUCACGCUGGAGAAACGCUACCUGAGCGCCCAGCGAGAGUCCACGUCGGUGCACGACAUCAACGACAAGCUGGAGAACGAGCUGGCCAACAAGGAGGCGUUCCUCAGACAGAUGGAAGAGAAGAACCGACAGCUCCAGGAGAGGCUGGAGCACGCGGAGCAGAAGCUCCAGCAGACCAUGAGGAAGGCUGAGACGCUGCCGGAGGUCGAGGCCGAACUGGCCCAGAGAAUAGCGGCCCUGACCAAGGCGGAAGAGCGGCACGGAAGCAUCGAGGAGCGAAUGAGGCACUUGGAAUGCCAACUGGAGGAGAAGAACCAGGAGCUGCUGCGGGCUCGUCAAAGAGAAAAGAUGAACGAGGAGCACAACAAACGCCUUUCGGACACGGUGGACAGACUCCUGACGGAGUCCAACGAACGCCUCCAGCUCCACCUGAAGGAGAGAAUGGCAGCGCUGGAAGAGAAGAAUUUAUUGAUUCAGGACUCAGAGGGUUACAGGAAGCAGUACGAGGAGUCAAUCCACGAAAAAUCGCAGCUGGCGGAGGAGAUUGAGAAACUGAGAUCGGAGCUGGACCAGUUCAGACUGAGGGCAGGAUCCCUCACAGAACCCACCCUGUCACGGUCUCACCUGGACACAUCAGCCGAGCUUCGAUUCUCUUUGGGGUCUCUGGCCGAAACCCAGUCGGACCACUACCGCUCCGCUAAGGUCAUCCACCGGCCAAGGAGAGGUCGAGUGGGCCUACGGGAAACCAAGGCUAAAUCAUUGGGAGAGCAUGAAUGGCGCGCGCAGCAGCUAGGGGUUCUGGGAGGUCACCACUUCGAGAGCGACACAGAGAUGUCGGACAUUGACGAUGACGACCAGGAAACAUUGUUUAGCUCCAUGGACCUGCUUUCCCCCAGCGGCCACUCAGAUGCACAAACUCUGGCCAUGAUGCUCCAGGAGCAACUGGACGCAAUCAACAAGGAGAUCCGGCUGAUUCAGGAAGAGAAGGAGUCAACGGAGCUGCGGGCGGAGGAGAUUGAGAACCGAGUGGCCAGCGUUAGCCUUGAGGGCCUCAACCUGGCCCGGAUGCAUCACCACGGCGCCUCCAUCACCGCCUCAGCCACCGCCUCCUCGCUGGCCUCCUCCUCCCCUCCCAGCGGACACUCUACCCCUAAACUUGACCCGCGGAGUCCAGCUCGUGAUAUGGAGCGCAUGGGAGUCAUGACACUGCCCAGUGAUCUGAGGAAACACAGGAGAAAGAUAGCGGCGGUGGAAGAGGAUGGGCGAGAAGACAAGGCCACCAUUAAAUGUGAAACGUCCCCGCCUCCGACGCCGCGGACCGUCCGGAUGACACACACGCUGCCAGCCUCCUCGCACAAUGACGCACGAGGAAUCGUGGUGUCUCUGGAGGCUGACGCCAGCGCCCUGAGCAGUGUAGCCAGCAGCCAAGACUCCCUCCACAAACAGCCGAAGAAGAAAGGCAUCAAGUCCUCCAUUGGGCGGCUGUUUGGCAAGAAGGAGAAGGGCCGGCUGGCACACCUGGCACACAGACAAGUCAUGGUGGAUCCACAAGGGACCCUGAUGGACCCGGAUAUGGCGGGUCAGGACAUGGGCGUCGGCAAGUUGGGAACUCAAGCAGAGAAGGACCGCAGGUUGAAAAAGAACGGGCAUGAGCUGCUGGAGGAGGCCAGGAGGAAAGGGUUACCUUUUGCACAGUGGGACGGCCCCACGGUCGUAGCCUGGCUGGAGCUGUGGUUGGGGAUGCCGGCGUGGUACGUGGCGGCGUGCCGUGCCAACGUAAAGAGCGGUGCCAUCAUGUCGGCUCUGUCUGACACGGAGAUCCAGAGGGAGAUCGGGAUCAGUAACCCACUGCACCGGCUCAAACUCCGCCUGGCCAUCCAGGAGAUGGUCUCCCUCACCAGCCCCUCUGCCCCUCCCACCACCAGAACCCCGUCAGGCAAUGUAUGGGUGACCCAUGAGGAGAUGGAGACCCUGGCAGCCCCCUCCAAAACGAAAUCGGAUUCUGAAGAAGGCAGCUGGGCGCAGACUCUAGCUUACGGCGACAUGAACCACGAGUGGAUAGGGAACGAGUGGCUGCCCAGUCUCGGACUACCUCAGUACCGCAGCUACUUCAUGGAGUGCCUGGUGGACGCCCGCAUGCUGGACCAUCUCACCAAGAAGGACCUGAGGGUGCACCUGAAAAUGGUGGACAGCUUUCACAGAACAAGUUUACAAUAUGGCAUCAUGUGUCUGAAGAAGCUCAACUACGACCGGAAAGAACUGGAGAGGCGGCGGGAACAAAGCCAGCACGAAAUGAGAGACGUGCUGGUGUGGAGUAACGAGCGCGUUAUCCGCUGGCUGCAGAGUAUAGGCUUGAGGGACCACGCUAACAUCCUGCUGGAGAGCGGCGUGCACGGCGCUCUGGUCGCCUUGGAUGACAACUUUGACUACAGCAGCCUGGCGCUGCUCCUCCAGAUACCGACACAAAAUACUCAGGCACGUCAGCUUCUGGAGCGAGAGUACAAUAAUCUGCUGGCGCUCGGCACCGACAGGAGGCUGGAUGAGUGCGACGACAAAGACUUCAGAGGUCCGUCAUGGCGGAGGCAGUUCCCGCCACGGGACGUGCACGGUAUCAGUAUGAUGCCCGGAUCAGCAGAGACUCUCCCUGCUGGAUUCCGGCUCACCGCCAGUGGUCACCCCCGGAGACUGCCCCCUGAAGUCCUGUAUGAGGCAUUGGACGACAGUCCUGAUGACAUGUAUCUGGACUGGUUUCAAGUUGGCCCGUCUGCAGUGCAGCGGCUGGACAGCUCCACGGUGAGAACCUACUCAUGCUGAGAGGAGGAAGCGAGGGAUCGUAAACUGUACGCUGCACAGUUUUGAGACGAGGCGGACUAGCGGAGCUGCUCAACGUGGAACAAAAACCCUUCUGAUGAAAAUGCACUGCCAAGUAGCCCCACCUCUAAAAGAACAUAGGCACCAGAUGUUGGCGCCGCGCCUUCCGGCAGGCCGCCCCAUCAUCACCAUUUCUACCUUUUACAUGUACAGUAACUUGUUGAAGCAUAACGUACAAGAGGUGUGCAGGUUAUCUGUAAAUGAAUAUAAAUAAAUACACCUUUGUUUUAUAAAUAUAUACACAGGUCUAUGUAUAAAAAUAUUCAGAUUUUGUGAGAAACAAAAAGAAGUGUCCCUGCCACCUCAUUUAGUGGACCAUAGAUUAAUAUGCUGCUCUUUAAAAAACAAAAAGUCGACAUAUUACCCUCGACGAUCAUUUUGUAUAUAUGGUUUUAUUUUUUCAUUGUGAUGAUGAUGAUGAAGAACCUGUGCUGCUUUAUAGAGGAAGAGACUGGAUGUUGUGUGAAAACCUGCCCUCUAGUGGUGCACAAAAACCACUGCAUUUCCCUUUCUGACGGACACGCUGUCAAUGAAAGGAGCAUUUUAACCGGAAAGCAACAAGAAGCACUUUGAUACAACCGCAACAACUCAACGGACUAUCCAGUAGCCAAGGACAAACCGAAAUGACCACAUCGCACAAACGUGUCCUGUCGGAGAAUAAAAGAGGGGACAAAAAAGAACAUAAUUUGUAGAAAGCGUCACACUCUUUGUACUGUACCUUUUUGUCGGACUCGACGGCCAAUCACAGGACGAGUCUGCACUCAGCCGAGCUAGCCUUCUCCCGCUCCGAGCUAACAACUAAAAGACAGGAUACUUUAGCUUGUAACGAGUGUGCGAUCACGCCAGAGUGACUUUACGAA
This is a messenger RNA of Thalassophryne amazonica, 4867 nucleotides long. RefSeq names its product PTPRF interacting protein alpha 2 (gene ppfia2). Gene Ontology annotation, molecular function: protein binding. The transcript is spliced from 32 exons. Gene Ontology annotation, cellular component: presynaptic active zone. The record is from RefSeq and is a predicted model, not a curated record. Lineage: Eukaryota; Metazoa; Chordata; Actinopteri; Batrachoidiformes; Batrachoididae. Bases 345 to 3950 code for a protein of 1201 amino acids. Gene Ontology annotation, biological process: synapse organization.